UGAGAUGUGAUGUGCACGAUUAUUCGUUGCAACCCCGCAGCCCCCCACCUCGAAUACAGCCCGGCUGCUUCCCUCGACUGCCGCCUUUCUCUGCUCCGUUCAGAACUUCCUUCGUCGACUGUCAUCUGCCAAGGGACGUCUCGUUUUUCUGUUACCAUUCAUCUGGUUUUUUUAGUGGCUGUCAUUCGCCAAUCCGCGAGACCGAAACCCGGAACUCAUGGAUCCCCUUAGUGUUACGGCAAGCACUAUUGGCAUCACGCAGUUUGCCAUGUCUAGCAUCGUCCAACUCCAUGAUUUUAUCGACAAUCUCGCCGAAGCUAAAGAAGUGGUCCAAGAUAUUGCUACAAACCUAGAGGGCGUCCAGCGUCCGUUAGCCGCUCUGAAGGAACUCACCACUUCAGACCAGGAGACUUAUGCCGCAGCCAAAGCCGAUCUGGAGAAAACUGGUGUCGGCGAGGCCGUGAACAAGUGCGGCGAGGCAUGCGCCAACUUUAUGGACAACCUGAAGAAAUGGACGAAAAAUUCCAGCGACAUGAAAUUUUCACUCAGAGAUCGCUUUUCAGUCGGAAUAUGGAAUAGAGAGAAGAUCCGGACAUUCCGAAUGCAACUUCAGUCUUGCCAGGCUACGGUCCAAUUCGCCAUUGAAAGUACCCAGCUAAUCGUUCAACUCCGCUCUGAAUAUAAGUUGCAGACCGAUGGCGAGAAAAUGAGGACGAAAUUACAGGCUCUCGAGGCCAAAAUCCAGGAGCAUAUAGAUCUCACCAAGAAUCAGCAAGAUGAAGCACAAAGGCGUAGGCAGGAGCUACAGAGGGAGCCAGCCGACGAAGAAGAUGGUGGUGCACAGCGGACUCUCGCUCUUCAGGAGGUUGAAAAGCAGUCGCGCUUACUAGAGGCUGACCGCGUUUCCUCUGCAGUGGUGUUCUCCCAGGUGCGAUCCGGACGGACGGGUCAGGAUAUUGGUAACGUCAUGACUUCCGAUGAUUCAAGGGCCUUGGUAGGACUGCCGGAGAGUGUCGUUGGAAAAGUCAACCAGCGGAUCAAAGACGUAACGACGCAGAAAAACUCCGCUGCAGCUGUAGGCGUUUUCGAUAAGACUGUCGACAUGAGAGGCUUCUUCAACAGGCCAUCGUAGCUACACUAGUUACCAAGACCUUGCAUGUGGAGAGGAGCGUAUUGCCUAAAAAUGGUUAUGAUUGACAGCCUUUGAC
Molecule: messenger RNA, 1208 nt
Organism: Cladophialophora immunda
Lineage: Eukaryota; Fungi; Ascomycota; Eurotiomycetes; Chaetothyriales; Herpotrichiellaceae
Exons: 2
Coding region: 218-1132 (304 amino acids)
Source: RefSeq, a predicted model, not a curated record